Exophiala bonariae is the source of this 1848-nucleotide messenger RNA. RefSeq lists its product as uncharacterized. Lineage: Eukaryota; Fungi; Ascomycota; Eurotiomycetes; Chaetothyriales; Herpotrichiellaceae. The transcript has a single exon. Bases 1 to 1848 code for a protein of 615 amino acids. The record is from RefSeq and is a predicted model, not a curated record.
AUGCCUUCAAACCCACCACCACCAUCUUCAGGAGCAGCAAUGCCUCCUUUUCUCACCACCACCAUUCCCUCCUAUUCGGGGCGGACUCGCUCACUGCCAAUUGUCCCUGUUGGCAGAAGAGGUUCGACCAUUGCCAAUGCGAUCGGCCUGCGCAGAAGGAGCGAUAUCGAUAUCGUCCUAGAUGGUGACGUCGACUUUGUCCACUCGUACUCCACUUUUGAUGAGAUCAAAGGACGCAUAGACAUCAAAUUCGAAAAGGAUACUUCGUUUCACGACCUAAGCAUCACUUUCGAGGGUGUGAGUACUACAUAUGUCGAAAAGAUUGCAAGCACCGCGCCCACCACCGGUCGCACAACAGGAAAGCAUACAUUCCUCAAGGUCCAGCAGCCUAUCAACCCAAACACCCUCCCUGAAGAUGGCAUAUUUCUUGCAGGCACCAACUAUAGCCUCCCCUUCAACUUUGUCGUCCCUGAGCGGCUCCUGCCUUUCAUCUGUACACACAAAGUGAACCAUGAAGAACUCAGGAAGGAGCAUACACAACUGCCCCCGAGUCUGGGAGAUCCUAGCGUUUCGGGCGAUGGUCAUGUCCUUAUGGAUGACCUCGCUCCAGACAUGUCAAGGAUCAUCUACUCCAUUCGCGCCCGAGUCACAAAGUGGAAUGCCGUAGGCAGACUCAUCGAGCUGGCUGAUAAAUCUCAGCGCGUUCGAAUCGUCCCUGCCCGAGAGGAAGCACCACCUCUGAGUUUUGACGAAAUGGAAUCGGAUCAUGCCAUGCGCAAGGAGAAGAAUGUCAAGAAAGGCCUAUUCAAAAUUGGCAAGACAGGCCGACUCGUUGCCGAAACCACUCAGCCAAAGUCACUUCAUCUCCAACAUCCGAGCAAACGAUCCGGCGAGCCUAUUGCCACCAUGGCUACGGUGAACCUUCGAUUCGACCCAGCUUCCCCAGAGGAUGUCCCUCCUCAACUCGACUCAAUCGUGAGCAAACUAAAAGUCUACACUUUCUUCGGCGCUGCUCCCUACAAGAUUGCACCCGAAGCUCACAAGUGCGACAACUGGUCAUCACUGCACGGCUUAUACCCUGAAACUGUUCCUUUAUCUUCGCGAUGCUUGUCGACAGUCUCAUGGGUCCGACAUGAUGGGUCAGAUCGCCAGAGCUUUUCGACAACCUCGGAUCUCUCACGUCGACCAUCAGCAUUCUCCACUUCGUCUGCCUCAUCAGUCAUCGAACCUUCUGCCGCAUAUGCGGCUGGAUCUCCAUUCUACACUGCCACCGUCUUGGUCCCGGUAGCACUUCAGAAUGCGUCGGGCGGUAGCCGUCCCAAAGUGCUCGUGCCAAGCUUCCACUCGUGCAUAAUUUCACGGACGUAUGCACUCGAGCUGAACCUCUCUUAUCGUACCGCAGGGGCUAGCAUUGCAUCGAGUCACGUUGUCCUGAAGGCUCCGGUGCAGAUUUCAGCUGAAGGCGGCACGCGACCGGUCCACGGACCAGAAUCUGAUGAGGCCAUCCUUGCAGAAAUUGAAGAGCAAUUUGGCAUGUACGAAGCCCGCCAACUCCGCGACAUCGAUCUUCAACACGAACUAGGCCUCACACUGGAAACACCUGGCUAUGAGGAAGUCGUCACAAGUGUGACAACACCAUUACUUGGUACCCGACACAUGAGUCUCGCCAUGCCGGUGCAGAACACAAGACAAGCUCCAUCACCACCAACACAGCCUCCCAGUGCCUCAGAAUUAGCACCACCUGACUAUCACGUGGGAUCAGGCUUCAACACUUACAGUGCGAGGGAUAGAGCCGGGUCUCCCAGAACCACAAGUGUGAGUCCUUUCGCCAAUCUUGUCAAUGCCUGA